Achroia grisella is the source of this 951-nucleotide messenger RNA. RefSeq names its product glutathione S-transferase 1-like (gene GSTe6). Bases 241 to 930 code for a protein of 229 amino acids. Gene Ontology annotation, biological process: glutathione metabolic process. The transcript has 6 exons. NCBI's taxonomy places the organism in Eukaryota, Metazoa, Arthropoda, Insecta, Lepidoptera, Pyralidae. Gene Ontology annotation, molecular function: glutathione transferase activity. The record is from RefSeq and is a predicted model, not a curated record.
UUUAGUGAAGAGGUAUGUAUACAUACAAGUACAAAAGUACUCUGUGAACAUGAAAAAUAAGAUAACAAAUAUCCAAGUCCAGCUGAUUGCUUAGUAACAACAAAUACUUUAAUCAAACAGUACUUUGUAUACUGGAAACUACAACGUCUGCAGUCGUGUAAAAGUUCGUUUUUGAAGUGAAAUCACUUUUGAUGUGAUCGCAGAUUUUAAGUAUUUGGAAACUAUAACAACAAACUCAUAAUGAGCGGAGCGCUGUAUAUGACGGAGGCCAGCCCGCCCGCUAGAUCUGUUCUAAUGCUUUUAGAUAUACUUGGCAUUAAAAAUAUGGAAUUGAGGGAAAUAAACCCUGUACUAAGAGAACAAGAUUCGCCCGAAUUAAAAAAGAAAAAUCCAAUGAGAACAGUGCCUAUGUUGGACGAAGGUGACUUCAGUUUGGCUGAUAGCCAUGCAAUAGUACUAUACCUCCUUGAAAAAUAUGGACGGCCUGAACACCAGCAACUUUACCCACCAGAUGCAAGAGUGCGGGCCACCAUCCAUAACAGAAUGUUCUUCGAUUGUGGAAUCUUGUUUCCAAGACUUAGAGCAAUUAUGGCUCCCACAUACGGGGGUAGAUUAACACAAAUGACAAAGUAUAUGAUCAUAAACAUAGUAGAUGCAUAUGAAAUGUUAGAAAUGUAUUUAAACGAGAGCAAGUACAUAGCAGCUGAUCAUAUGACCAUUGCUGAUAUAAGUGUGUUGACGACUGUCUCCUCAUUGAACGGGUUACAUGCAGUAGAUGAAAAUAGGUUUCCUAGACUAAAACAAUGGCUCACGACAAUGAACGAGAAGGAUUUCGCCAAGAAAAUAAAUGUACCCGGUUGCAAGUUGCACGUGGAUGGUCUCAUAAUGCUUAUGGAAUUUAACAUGAGCAACAAAGCCUCUAAAUUAUAACCAAGUUUGAAAUACUGAUAA